GAAGUGACGUCCCGCUGAUGGGUUCGUUUGUAGUAGGUGUAUUCUGGUUUUGCUUUUCCCACUCAAAGUAAAUGCCCAUGUUGAGCGUAAAAGGCCCAUUUUGAAUCAACCUCAGCGGUUCUACAUGACUGUCACUGUGGAGGAGCCCAUUAGUCCUGAUGCGGAGGGGGAUCUGGUGGAGAGACCCGCACUUGUUCUCAGUCUCUUCCCUCACAUACCCUCCACUCUGUACUUCAGCACUGCCAAUGAAAGAGUGGAGCUGUUGCCUGCUGAACAGAGGAAGCUUCUCAAAUGGAAGAUAACUACAGUCACUCCCAAUGUGGUGAAAAACACCAUCUCCAGAUCACACUUCAGAGCUACCAAAAAGAGUCAUGAUUGGCUGGGCUGCUGGGGUCACCAUAUGAAGUCACCAGGGUUCAAGGCUAUUAGAGAGUUUCAGAAGCUGAACCACUUUCCAGGCUCCUUUCAGAUCGGCCGGAAAGACCGACUUUGGAGGAACCUGUCCAAGAUGCAGGCACGCUUUGGCAAAAGAGAGUUUGGCUUCUUCCCACGCUCCUUCAUUCUCCCACAGGAUAUCAAGCUGCUGAGGAAGGCCUGGGAGGAUGGAGGCAGCAAGCAGAAAUGGAUCGUCAAACCGCCUGCAUCUGCUCGUGGAAUUGGCAUUCAGGUCAUUCACAAGUGGAGCCAAAUGCCACGCAAGAGACCGCUCCUCGUGCAGAAGUAUCUUCACAAGCCCUACCUCAUCAGUGGGAAUAAGUUUGAUCUACGCAUCUAUGUGUAUGUGACUUCUUAUGACCCACUCCGUGUUUACAUCUUUAACGAUGGACUAGUACGUUUUGCAAGCUGCAAAUACUCUCCUUCUAUGAAGACCCUCAGCAACAAGUUUAUGCACCUUACAAACUACAGUGUAAAUAAGAAGAACUCUGAGUAUCAGAGUAACAGCGAUGACAAGGCCUGUCAGGGCCAUAAAUGGGCUUUGAAGGCACUGUGGCAGUACUUGGGCUCUCAGGGUAUCAACACCACUCUCAUCUGGGAGAAAAUCAAAGAUAUGGUCAUCAAAACCAUCAUUGCGUCUGACCCCUAUGUGAACUCUCUGGUGAAGAUGCAUGUACGUUCUCCCUAUAGCUGUCAUGAGCUGUUUGGCUUUGACAUCAUGUUGGAUGAGAAUCUGAAGCCAUGGGUGCUGGAGGUGAACAUCUCACCCAGCCUGCAUUCAAACACACCACUGGAUGUCAGCAUCAAGGGUCAGAUGAUACGGGAUCUGCUGAACCUCGCUGGCUUUGUCUUGCCAAUGAGAGAAGACAGUGCACCAUCCAGUUCCAGCGCCAGCAGCUCCACCAGCAGUUUAUGUGGAGUGGUGCGAGAUAGAUGGCGAUCAGACCUUUCGACUGAUGAGAAAGUAAAGAGAGCUUUUUAUCUGAGCCAGCGCUUUGGGGACCAGGAUUUCUCUGCCACAAUCUUGGAUGUGCUGACACCUGAUGAUGUGCGUGUCCUGGCAGAGAGUGAGGACGAGUUGAGUCGUAAAGGAGAUUUUGAGCGAGUUUUUCCCUCUCAUGCUUCCUCUCGGUACCUCCGCUUCUUUGAGCAACCGCGCUACCUCAAUAUCCUCCUCAACCAAUGGGAACAGAAAUACUGGCUUAGCAGGAGCAAAGGUAUCAAUCUACUGAGGGAUUUGUGUGAGAAGAGGGUGCACCUGGGGAACCUGGCAGAUUCUGUUCAUCACUGGUCUUCCAAGUCGUAUCAUGGACAUAGAUCUCAGCUGACUAGAUCUAGUGUGCUGGUCAGUCAGAGAUCUGAUGCUGAAGAUGAGGACUUGUCUGAUCGCGAGGUUCAGUCAGUCACUAUGAGUCUUCCAGACAUGAGUUUGCUGAGUACCGUUAGCCUGAGCCCCAGUCCCACCUCCAGCUCCAGCCUGGUCAGUGACAGCCUGCCUUCACAUGACGACCUUUGAGCUAGACCCCAACAACCCUGGACGUUCAGAGCUUCUGAACUGUGUGUAUGCAUCACAUCUCAGCUAAAGCUCCUAGCAGAUCUCUUAGAGUUCUUCAGCAUUUGGAGGGAAAGAAGACUGGAAAACAGACUAAAUAAAAUAACUGGCCAAAUGGAUGAGUGUUAAAAGCCGUAUUUUGAUGCUGGAACUCACAUACAGGUGUAUAUACACAGUGCAUGUGGGUGGCAGGAAGAAAGAGCUCUUCCUGUUUGGAGUUUUAAUUGUUUCCAUAUGAGCCUAUACAUAAUUCGGCUUUGUUUACAUCAAAGGUCUGUGUAUAGUACAGGCAUCUUUAGAGCAGAUUAUUUUAAAUGUGUGGGAUGAAAUGUGAAGUUUGGAAAAGAGAUACUAUUGUAAAAAUAAAAAUCACAUUCAUGUCUUCUAAUGACAUUUGCAUGCCUGGCUGAAGGGAGACAACAUGCUCAGGCUAGGGUUUUUAAAUUAAAAUUGCUUUGAAAUA
Messenger RNA from Megalobrama amblycephala (Wuchang bream), 2450 nucleotides. It is a transcript of the gene ttll4, whose product is annotated as tubulin tyrosine ligase-like family, member 4. NCBI's taxonomy places the organism in Eukaryota, Metazoa, Chordata, Actinopteri, Cypriniformes, Xenocyprididae. Gene Ontology annotation, biological process: microtubule cytoskeleton organization; protein polyglutamylation. Gene Ontology annotation, cellular component: cilium. The record is from RefSeq and is a predicted model, not a curated record. The transcript has 16 exons. Gene Ontology annotation, molecular function: tubulin binding; tubulin-glutamic acid ligase activity. The coding region runs from base 125 to 1951 and encodes 608 amino acids.